Molecule: messenger RNA, 6791 nt
Organism: Portunus trituberculatus (swimming crab)
Lineage: Eukaryota; Metazoa; Arthropoda; Malacostraca; Decapoda; Portunidae
Exons: 38
Coding region: 13-6090 (2025 amino acids)
Molecular function (GO): protein binding
Source: RefSeq, a predicted model, not a curated record
AGGGCGGUUACUAUGACGACCACAGACGCUACCUGGGCGCGUCCGCCAGGAAGCAUGAACACCGUUGGAGUGUGGGCAGGACCGAGCCGAGUGGAUGGCAUGCAGGUGGUUGGAGAGAGUGUGGUGUGGGCAGCCUGUGAGGGGCUCGUUACCACACCGAUCCUCACCAUCCAUCACUCCACCACCACCACCACCACAAUAGCAGGGCAAGGGUUGGCAGUGGACGGAGGUCAGGAUAGGGUGGAUGGAAAACACCCUGUCACUCAGUACAUCCACACUCCACCCUUCAGCAGACUAGAUGCCUUUGAGGUGAGUCGAUGUGGUCGUCACCUGGUGUUGGCUGGGCGGGCAGCAGGUGGGGAAGGUGUGCUGGUGUGGCAGGGAUGGCCCCUCAAGACCUCAGCUCCUGUACAUGUCAUCCUGAAAGGCCACAUUGUGCAUCAUAUGGAAUUCAAUAAUGAAGGUAACCAUCUAGGUGUGCUGUCAACCACUGCCACCUCCUCCACCACCAUGCAGGAAGAAAGAGAGACACAGCUGGUACUCUCUGUGUGGAGGUGGCCAGCAAUGAGUGCUGGUGGUUCUGAUGGCUCCUUUGCACAGCCACAGCAGGUUGUGGCAACCAAUUUGGAUCAAGUGAAGGCUGAGCAAGUGACACGGCUUUCUUUAGGGCGUGGGCUGCCAUCUGGGGAAGUGUCAGUCAUGCUAGCAGUGGGGGAGGAGGUGCAGGUUUGGAGGCUGCAAGAGGGCCCACUAGGACCCCAGCUCAUCUCUACCACCAUUGGCUUUGGUCUUUUGGCUCCAGACUCUAUCUUCACUAUGUGGUGCCUCACCCCUGAUGCUUAUGCACUAGGUGUGGGCAGUGGCUGGGUGGUGGUGGGUGUUGGUGGUGAAGUGGUGGCAAGGCUGGGUGGUGGAGCAGCAGGUCCAUGCCACACUGGCCCCCUUACAGACCUCCACCUUCAUGCAUCUCACCUUUACACUAUUGGAGGGGAUGGCUGGCUUAGAGUGUGGGAGGCUGAGAUGGUAGAGGAAGCCGCCCUCAAAACAACACGUGGCAUGAGGGAGGUGGAGGGAUGGUUUGAGGCAGGGAUGAAGACUUCUUGGCUUCAACUUGUCCGUGAGCUUCCUAUCCACAAUGGUCCAGGUUUCCCUAUUACCCUCACCUGUGCACCACUGUCAACCCCAGUCUGGAUUGUACAGACCACCACGGGAGUGAUCUAUGGAGUUUGGGCUGGGGAGUGGUCUGCCCAUGUGCUGCACCAAGGCCCUAGUGAGCGUGUGACAGGUGUGGCUCUGUCUCCCACUUCCAGCCAGCACCACCAACUGCUGGCUGCCACCACUCACCAACACUGCCUCCUUGUUGCCACCUUGCCACAGGCUAACACUGAGGAGAGCCUUGAGGAGGAGGCUGGCACAGUGCAGGUGGUGACAACACUAGCCCAGGCAAGGGUUGAGGGCAUUCCCAGUUGUGUCACUUGGGCCACCUGUCAAGUGACGAAGGAUGAUGAUCUGGUGGUGAUAGGUCAGGAAGAUGGCUCAGUGAAUGUGUUUCUGCUGCACCUGGCACCGAAGACAUUUGAGAAGCGGCUCACUCUCAUUCAGGUGGAACGUCCUCAUGAGUGUAGGAUUCAGCAUAUCAGCACAACUAAGGAAUCUGAGCCAAGAGGAAAAGGAGAAGGGACACCCCCUAUCCUUGUGACCUCAGCAGAUGACUGUCGACUUUUCCUCUUCAAGUUAACAAGAGGUGCAAAGCUGACAAAACUUGAACCUAUUGGCUUUCACCAGCUGAAGUGUAUGCCACAGAGAAUCACUGUUCAAGGGGCAAUGGUGUUGGUGGAGCUCCCUGAUGGCCUGGCUUUUGAGAUCCCUGCUCUUCUCCCAUCAUCCAGCCCUUCAUCCACAUCCACCUCUCAGUUCCCUCUCAGGGCAGCCCCAGACUCAUGGCUCCUGAAGGAGCAUUCACCAGCACCACAGAUGAUGUGGGAGGGUGGCAAGGUUGUCCAUCAGCAGGUGCUAGAGGAGAUGAGCCACACCUGUUGCACCAAAGAUGAACAUCACCCACUCCUUCUCACACUCACAGCCCCUGAUGGAUUGUCCAUGAUUGGAGUGACACCCAGAGGCCAAGUGGUUCACACUCAUAGGAAAGCUGAUGCAAACUAUAGCAUCAGGGUCUCUGCCAAAUCAAAUAAUGGUUGCUCAUGUGACCCAGAAAAGAUGGAUACUUAUAAAAAGACUGUGGGAGCUGCUAACAGCAAAAUUGUGCCUAUGUCAACAAUCAACUCAUGUAAAUGCAAAGAUGAUAAAUUUAAUGAGUUCAGUGGUGAUGAGAAGACAAGUAUAGCAGUAGUGGCCUGUGUGGCUGACAAUGGGGCAUGGGCUGCUGCCUGGGUGGCUGGUGGAGACCUCUUUGUGUACAGGGCCAAAGGAGCCUCCUUUCCCCUUCCACAAUGCACUGAAAGGAAAUUUCGUUUGGUGAGUGUGCGAGGUGUGGGGAGCAGUACCGUGGGCCCCAGCUUGGAGCAGCGCGCACAAAAGGACGCAGGGGAGAAGCGAAGGACAGCUAUGGAGAACAGAGCCACACUUCUUCAGCAAAAACUUUCCAAGUUGAAAUGGGAUUUCCGGAAAGUUACUCUUAGAGCUGAUGAAGUGGAGGAAGGAGCUACUUUGCUGGAGGAGAUCCCUCUUCAUCCUUCUAUCUCUAGCACACUACACAAACACACCACUGACAAUAUGAACAAGGUGGUGUCUGCCAGCAGCCUUGAGCUGGAGCGACUGGAGGUACUGCUCGGCAAGCUGCGCACUCUGUACUCCUGGAAUCCCCUUGUCUCUGUGCCGGCUGUCCAGUUUCUCAGUUCUGGGAAGGUGCUCACAGCUGUUGACCAUUCAGAGGAGGUAUUUGCUCUCCUCAGCAGGUUAGCUCAGAUCUGCCAAGGACGGGAGGUGAUGGAUGGCGGGGCAGCAGGAGACACGGAAACCCCUCAGUCGCUUGUAGUGGUGAAGGUACAAAGCCUGCUGGCUGACUGGUUGAGACAGAUCCGUGCAGGAAACUCAGGGGAUGCUGGCAGAGGUGGCGGCAGUUCCUUGACGUCAGCAGUGAGUGGGGAAGGAGCAGCAGGGGAGCAGGGUGACGCCACCUACCUCACACCCCGUCCAGCCCACCCAUUGGCAAGAAAACCUGCCAGCAGUGAAGGGGACACCAGUGAUGAGGGAGAGGAGCACCACAGUCUGGCUGCUCUAGAGGCCCAGGUUCGGGAAGUGGUGGAUCGUGUGGGAUCUGCAGGGCACCCUGGGGGAAGCGACCACGUGGCUGAGGGUGCCAUAGACCCAGGGAGACAGCUGCAGUGGCGACGCACAGCUCUCAACCGCCUCAAGCAGCACCGGGCAGGCGAGGCAUCCAGGAGCUGCCAGCUGGCAGCGUUUAAGAAGGACCAUGCCAUACCCCAGGAAGACAGCAAAAAAGAAAGGGAAGAGACAGCUGAGGGAGAAAAGCCUGAAAAUGAGAAGGAUGCAGGGCUUGAGGAGGAAGUGGUUGUGCCUCCGCCCAGUGCCACAGUGGAGGAGGUGGAGACACACCUUUGGGCACUGCUGGGAAAGGUAGAAGAGGAGACUCAGAAAACCAGGGAAGUGGUGAAGAAAGCUGCUCUAGCACAGGAAAAGUUACUAGAAACAGUCAACCAGUAUCAAAAAGAGUGGGGCCAUUCCCCUCUCACCUUGCUGCACAUGCCUCACCAUCUACAUACUCAGGUAACAGAUGAUUUGGUGAAUGAGUUUUAUUGUGAUCUUCUGGAUCUGGAAGAAUCAGGGGAUGUGGGGAGUGUAGAGGAGAGUCGCAGGAGGGACACAGGGGGUAGAGGCAGCAGCCAAAGAGCCUCAGUCUCCCCUAGGAGGCAAGGAGGAAGUGAUGGUGGUGGAGGAAGGUGGUCUCCUCCUAUCACAGCAAAGGAUAAGCAUAAGCGGCAUGAUGGGAGGAAGGAAGGUGAAGGGACUGCUGCUGUGCCUCCCCUCAGCCUGAAGGGAUCACCACGCCAAGGAAGAGUCAAAGGUCGGACAUCCAAGACCACCACCACCCGUGCCCCUCGUACUUCGAGGGUGACCACCACUCCCAGCAGGACCACCUCCACCCCCUCUGCCAGGUCCCCCACCACCAAGGCACAGCGCAGUGGUCGGGGCCGCCGUAGUGUGAGGGACAGUACCCCACGUCCACCUCCAGCGCCCCGCCCUCAACUCACGCUGGAGCAGGUGCAGCAGAUUCAGCGCUCCCGCACCUACCAUCUCACCACUCUCAGCCAGGUCCCAGAACCCAUACAGCAGGAGGCACAGGAGGUGGAGGCAAUGUUGGAGAAAUGCCAGAGUGAGGUGGUAGAGGAGCAGGGCCGCCUAGCAUGGGCAGUGCUGAGGGUUGGGCAGCUGGUGCGGGCUAUGAGUAUCAUGGUCAAGUACAGGAAUACAGAGAAGAGACUCCGCCAUGCCCUCAGGGAGAGAAUCAAAGAGCAGCAAGCUAUCAAGGAAAAGGUGUUGGGUCUUAGACAGAGGAUUGCUGAGUAUGAGGAUGAGCUGCAGUGCUUAUCUGGCCUGGAGGAGGAGGUGGACAGGGCCUUCACUCACCUGGCCACUGACAAUGCCCAGUUUGAGGUGCAGCUCACUCGCUACUAUGAGUCCCGCGCUGCACAAGGUGUGCCCCACCAUCGUCCACAGUCAGCUUCCAGCAGUAGCAGCAGCAGCAGUAGUGAAAGGGGUGAAGAUGAAGGCCAGGGAGGUGAUGGCAGUGACAGUGGGGACAGCGACUCUGGCCUGGGAACAGACGAGGCAAGAACAGAUGGAACGGGAGGUGGAGGAGGGGGAGGGGGAGCAGCGGGAGGGCUGCGUCCUCCUGGCUGUGAUCCUGCUGUGUUCUCUGUCGUUACUGUACUGAGAGAGUUGAGGUGGCGGAUCAGCACAGCAGCAGAACGAGGGCGGCGGGAGAAGGCAGUGGAGGAGCGGCGCCAUGCAGCCGUCAUGAGGCGCCUGCACCGGGCUGCCUAUGCCUCCCACACUGCCCUCUCCUCCCUUAACUCUCUACAAAAUGAGCGUGAGGAUCAUCUGGGAUCCAUUCCCUGUGUGGUAUGGCUGAGGCAAAGUGAGACUGCAGGUGACCUGACUCAUCUUACCCGCUUGCCUGUCCCCAAUACAGACUUGGACAGUAUGAUGGCUGUCAAAUGGUAUGGCAAUGGCAACCAGAACAGCAGUACAUGCACAGUAGCAGGCACUGACGACUGCAUGCUGUUGACAAAGAAGUACCUGGACCACCUCAAUGAAAGGGUUGCUCAAGCCAAGAUUGCACAGGAGCUGGCAGCACGCAGGCAUAGGGAGGGUCGGGCUGAACGCCGUGCCCUCACUCAGCAGGUAGAACAGCUAAGGAAGGAGCUGGCUAAUCUGAGGCACUCCUACCAAAUAACAAAGGAGUGCAAAUUGGGUAAUGGAGCAGAGGUGGAUUUGAUGGACGUUGAAAACAAGUUAGAUGCCAGUCUGGACCUGCGAUGGUCCAGCAAAGUGGCCAGCCAGGUGGCACGACACGACUCUACCAUGAUGCAGCUCCAGACAGACACAGCCAGCCAGACCAGAGAACUGCGAGCACUGCAGAAGGAAGAAGCAGCCCUGGCAGCUCACAUUCUGGCACUGCGUCAGGAGAGAGACCACCUGCACUACCACCUGAAGCAGACCACCUCUAAGAGGCACACUGUUUCCAGGCCUGUGAGGGGCGUAGGGAAAGCAGAGGAGGUGCAGCAGCUGAAGGCUACCGUGGCACGCCAGGAUGAAACUAUUGCAGCACUCAGACUGGAAAUCAAUUCCCUUCGUGACAAGACAGGAACAGUGACUCUACCUGGACUGCCUCCUCUACCCAAACAUAGCCCCUCCCCAUCUCCUCCAGCCCACUCCACCUCCAGCUGGACUGAGGAGCAACAAUCUACAAAGACAACAGACAGAGACUCCCUCCCUCAAACUUUCAGGCAAGAUGAGUACUCCGGCAGGGACAGUAGUGAUGGGGUAAUGCCAGGAACACCAGGUAGCAGUGACGACAAUGCUGACAUUUCAUCAUCAUCAGAUUCCUGAAUUGACAUAAUGUAGUGUAGUGUUGGUAGUUUAUCUUACACCCUUUAACGAAAGGGGAAAGUAUACAGACCAAACUUAUUAACCUAAAUUUAUUGAAAUAACAAAAAAUAUAUGAAAAUAAUGGUACAUUUAACAUUUUGAGGCAAUCUGGUCAGCUAAAUAAAUACCAAAUAUAAGUUAAAGUGAGCUCUUUGGAUUGCACUUAUGUUGUUGUCCUUUAGGUAUACAGAGGCUUUUCAAUCCCUCUGCAGUAUUCAGAGUGCAGCCCACCUUCAAGUAAAAGUAAUUGAUCCAGGCACACUUCCAGUUUUCAGAAACAAUGACCCUGUUUUGCUUUGAGACAAAUAUUUUUCUCUUUUUACAGAAUAUUUGUGCUGCAGAAAUUAAAUCAAAUGGACUUUUGCAUCAAAAUUUGGUAUCUUACUUUGAAGUCCCAUUUUCCUUGCCAUGAUGCUUUCUAAUACAUAUUUUUAGUGUGUUUCAUUGUAGUUUUCUUUGUUUCACUGAUUCCUAUGUUCUUGGAAAAGCCAGUGAAAUAAUAGAGAGGACAGUUAUGGCCCUGUUGGAAAUAUGACACUGGUGCUGAUGGCUUGAGACACUCCAAGCAAUAGCAAGAACAACCAUAGGAGUUGAAUUUACACACACACACACAUAUAUAUAUAUAUAUAUAUAUAUAUAUAUAUAUAUAUAUAUAUAUAUAU